CUUCAUGUCAAGAAUUAUGUCUCGUCUAAUUUGUAUUACAUAAUGUCAGUAGUACUUUUGGGGGCGUGCAUCCUGUUAUUUGAGACAAUUGGUAAAAAAAAAUCAAGAAAUCAGGUUGAGUGUCAUCAUAUUGCCACCUUGAUUAAGCGCAUGAAGUUAGCAACUCAUUCCGUGCUAUCUUGAGAAACCAAACGGUAUGAUGAUGUAUACUGGUGUGCAAUUAACAGUGAUACUUACCUCUGUGUUGUUGAUGCUUUUCCAGGGGACUAUUUCAUUCAAUGAAGAAGUAAAACCCUUUCAAUUUAUCCGUGUAAUUCCAACUACUAUUGAGGAGGUUGUAAUUUUGAAUAAUCUUGAAGAAGUAUACGAAGAAGAAAAUAAGGCAGUGUUCUUACGUUCAGCUGGCCCACCGGGCACUCCAACCGACAUAGUUGUUGAAGGGUAUAGCUUCGAAAUAUUUACUGAACAUUUGGAGUCAGCCGGUAUUCCGUACAUUGUUGAAAACGUUGAAGAAAAGCUCGCUGAAAAAUUAAGAAAACCACGUGACGUGAGUGACGCUGAAUAUGACCACACCCGGUACCACACAUACGAUGAGAUCACCGCCUGGUUGAAAACUUUGGUGCAAAGACACAACAAUAUCGCUUCAUUAUUUACAAUAGGAAAGACGUUUGAGGGUCGAGAUAUGUAUGUUAUCAAGAUUACGAGCGACACAGGUGGAAACAAGAAGCCAGGGAUAUGGAUUGAGGGCGGUAUUCAUGCACGUGAAAAAAUCGCUCCUGCAACUGUGGUCUUCAUUAUCCAGCAGAUACUGGAGCAGUACGGAAAUGAUAAUAUAGUGACAGAAUUAGUGGACGAAACUGUGUGGUACUUACUACCCGUUAUGAAUGUAGAUGGAUAUGAAUAUGCAAUGAUACCGAUGGAAAAUGUAACAUCUGUUCGAGAAUACUUCAAUAGUUUAGGAGUACCAAACAGAGAAGGCUGGGAAAAGCUGUUUUGGCGAAGGACCCGUUCUGUCCAUAACAACACGUCAUGCAUAGGUGUCGAUCCGAACAGAAACUGGGAUUUUAAAUGGAAAGUCUCUUUGCAUAUACUGGAGCAGUACGGAAAUGAUAAGAUAGUGACAGAAUUAGUGGACGAAAUUGUGUGGUACUUACUACCCGUUAUGAAUAUAGAUGGAUAUGAAUAUGCAAUGAUACCGAUGGAAAAUGUAACAUCUGUUCGAGAAUACUUCAAUAGUUUAGGAGUACCAAACCGAGAAGGCUUGGAAAAGCUGUUUUGGCGAAGGACCCGUUCUGUCCAUAACAACACGUCAUGCAUAGGUGUCGAUCCGAACAGAAACUGGGAUUUUAAAUGGAAAGCAUCAUCACCAACUUUCUUCGCCGACAAUGAAACAAAAUGUUCGCCUAUUAACCCUGGACCAAAACCCUUCUCUGAGGUGGAAGUAAGGAACGUAGCGAACUUCCUGCUAGAGCACCCGUAUAUCGAUGCUUACGUUUCUAUGCAUAGUUAUGGUCAAAUAUUUUUAUUCCCGUGGUGUUGGACAUUAGACAAACCAGAACACUAUGACGAACUUUCCAAAUUGGCAGAAAAGGCGAGCAAUGCUAUAAGAAACGUCUACGGAACCAAUUAUACAUACGGGUCUGUGUCGGAAACGAUAGGAGGAAACAAGUUUGUCAUGCACGGUUGUUCCUGUGACUGGACGUAUGAGGUUGCAGGUAUUACUUAUUCAUACGGGCUUGAACUACGAGAUAACGGUGUAUAUCGAUUCUUUCUACCGGAAGAUCAAAUUGAGCCGACUGGAAUAGAAACAUUUGAAGGAAUUAAAGAAAUUGCCAAACAUUUAAUCAGUCUUGAUCGUAACGCGGCGACCUGUAGUCUACCGUCUCUUCCGAUUUGGAUGUUGACCCGCCUGUGCUUUAUGGCAUUCUGUGCUGUCGUCUGCUGCAGAGCAUAACAUAACAUUCAAGGGAAGCAAGAUAUCGUUAUAUUAAUUACAAACACAGACGUUGUUUGGCACCGUACGACUAUUAUUAUUAUUUUUUCUCAAUAUUUUACGGCACCUGUUAGCUUAUUAGCACGGUAUAUAAGAUCUUGCCUGCCUAAUUCUUGUCUCAGUUGCUGAUGUGUCGUUGAUACGACGAAAUAUUCAACACUACUCUUGUGGAUUAGCAUCACUCUUAAGGUCACAUACGUAUUCUCUUUUAUUAUGAGAGUGCAAAAUCAAGCUACCGUAUAUUUAUUUAACUUAUAUUAAUCAAUCAGCAUACUAUUUCUGAAGCUUCUCAUCGGAGCUAUUAACAAUACAAUAAUUGGCCCUAACGGCCGCCCACACAAAAAGAUCUAUUAAUCAAUCAACCAAGUGUUUCUAGAGCUUCUCAUCGGAGCUUGAUAAUGAUAAUGAUAAAGAUAAUUGGCCCUAGCCACCACCCAUACAAAAAAAGAUAUAUUUUGCAAUCAGCACAAAAAAGACCUAUUAAUCAAUCAUCUGGGCAUGGACCUAUUAACUGGGUAUUUCUAGAUACAUGGAGCUAAAAACUCCCUGCUAUCGAAAACUUUAAGAUUGUUCAUAUUAAUACAAAGUCUCGUUUCAGUGGACACUAUAAUCUAAAUUCAAUUCAAGUACUAAAUGAUAUUUGAUCUCGCCUACAACAUCGGAACCUAAUCUUACUCCCUGUUAAUAAUACCAAUUCCUGUACCGUAGGCCUACAUAUUUGAAUUUCGUCUUCAUACCCGUGACUGUUAAGUUUAUGUACCUCCUUUUGUUAUAUAUAUACCAUCUCAUCGGCGCGGAUGACAAAAAUAAAAUUAUGAAUUACGGAUGUUUGAUGAUAUAACAGUGAAUAAAUAUAUAAAUAUAACAUUUUCUAUGAAUUUUUCAUAAAAUGUUUGAACGAAUUUAGAAGAUUACGGUAGUUAUUUGCUUAUUAUUAGCUAGAGGCCAAGUUAGUUGGCCUAUGCAUACGUGUUUGUUUAACUUAUAGUUUGUUGUCAUCAUAUACAGUAAUAAGUUGUUAUUAACUCCAUAGGUAUACUAUAUAUAUUAUUAUUGUGUGUAUGAAUUUGUAUGUUUAUAAUAAUAAAAUUGUUUACUCUAAAA
This is a messenger RNA of Anneissia japonica, 3097 nucleotides long. RefSeq names its product carboxypeptidase A2-like. The coding region runs from base 197 to 1954 and encodes 585 amino acids. Gene Ontology annotation, molecular function: metallocarboxypeptidase activity; zinc ion binding. The transcript has 15 exons. Gene Ontology annotation, biological process: proteolysis. NCBI's taxonomy places the organism in Eukaryota, Metazoa, Echinodermata, Crinoidea, Comatulida, Comatulidae. The record is from RefSeq and is a predicted model, not a curated record.